AUGCUCAGGUUUGUGAGACUCUGUUCCAUGGCUCCUCUAUUUCUGCUUCUUGGUCUUCUUCUUCUAGCUUUGGCUGGUCAUGACUAUGGACAAGCUCUCACUAAAAGCAUUCUCUUCUUCGAAGCUCAGAGAUCCGGUUACCUUCAAAGGCCAGAGGACAACACCACUUCAAGGCAAGUUUACAAGAUCGACCCGAACAACCCCGGGUCGGACCUCGCCGGCGAGACCACCGCCGCUAUGGCAGCCGCUUCUGUUGUCUUCCGCCACAAAGUUGCCCAACUGAUCACCGAUUUGCCGAUCAACCUCCAUCCCACGAAGAUGGAUCGGCAAACCCACCACAUGGACCCAUACCUGCUGUAUUGAUGGUGCCGUCUUUCCUGAUGCACAAAGGGCCAGAGGAUUCCACCAUACCAACUCUAGCUCACAACCACCAAUGGUCCAACGCCGCCGUAAUAACGUCUUCGCCUCACUUCGUGUUGGUAAAACAAACAAGAAAGCCUGAUUGCGCAACGG
Molecule: messenger RNA, 513 nt
Organism: Camellia sinensis
Lineage: Eukaryota; Viridiplantae; Streptophyta; Magnoliopsida; Ericales; Theaceae
Source: RefSeq, a predicted model, not a curated record